This is a messenger RNA of Pecten maximus, 1077 nucleotides long. RefSeq lists its product as uncharacterized. Gene Ontology annotation, molecular function: hydrolase activity, acting on carbon-nitrogen (but not peptide) bonds. The transcript has a single exon. NCBI's taxonomy places the organism in Eukaryota, Metazoa, Mollusca, Bivalvia, Pectinida, Pectinidae. The coding region runs from base 1 to 1077 and encodes 358 amino acids. The record is from RefSeq and is a predicted model, not a curated record. Gene Ontology annotation, biological process: carbohydrate metabolic process.
AUGGUUGACCAACUGACUGUCAUCAACAACCGGAUCAUCAUCGGCCUCGUGGUUCUUGCUGUAGAAAUUAUCCUUGUGAUUUUUGUUUCGCUAGCGCCAGAUUCAUUUGAGUUAUCUAAGGCAGCUAAGUUGGAUGAACCUGACUUGGUUGGUCCGUGUGAGCAAGAAGUUAACUGUGAACUGCCAGAAUGUUAUUGCAGUACAUUUGAACACAAAAUGAACAGGCGAGAUAUUCCCCAGAUUGUGUAUUUCGGGUUCGAUGACGGUCAGACGGCCGAUGCUGCCCGACAUUAUCGAAGAUUGUUCAGACCUGAACGCAGAAACCCAAACGGUUGUCCAAUCGCUGCCAGCUUGUUUGUGACGGACAAAUACACCGACUACAGUGUUCUAGCGGAUAUGUAUAGACGGGGGUUUGAGGUGGCUGUACACAGCAUAACGCAUAACGACCUUCUUACUGGUGCGGACGUAAAAAGAGAAGCAGAAGGGGAGCGUGAUAAGAUUGUUACACUUGCCGGUAUUCCGAAAAAAGAAGUAGUUGGCUGGCGAAGUCCCAGUCUCGUCCCUGCUGGCGACGCACAGGACAGUAUCCUAAAGGAACUUGGAUUCGAGUAUGAUAUUUCAUUGACCUACGUCAGAUCCUAUAUGAAUGAGAGUGAACCGUGGCCCUUUACGCUGGAUUAUUCCUGGCCGUUUCGUUGCCAUAUCCCUACCUGUCCUAAUCACACACACAAGGGUUUGUGGGAAGUUCCUGUUAAUUCUAUGAGAGACUUCAAAGAUGAAUUUGCGUGCGUUUAUGUGGACGGGUGUUUAAACAGACCAGAAACAGUAGAAGAAGCAUACAAGUAUAUCAUGUACAACUUCCGGGACAAUUACUAUGGAAACCGAGCUCCGUUUGGAUUCAACAUGCAUUACGCAUGGUUGUUGGUGCCUUCAAAUAUGAAAGCUAUGGAUAUGGCUAUUCGCGAAUUUUUGAAACAUGACGAUGUUUAUAUUGUUACUGUGAAAAAUGUUAUCGAAUGGAUGAAGAAUCCGACACCACUUGUAAACAUUUCUAGUUUUGAACCAUGGAGUUGUUGA